Molecule: messenger RNA, 1524 nt
Organism: Phytophthora sojae
Lineage: Eukaryota; Oomycota; Peronosporomycetes; Peronosporales; Peronosporaceae
Exons: 2
Coding region: 1-1524 (507 amino acids)
Source: RefSeq, a predicted model, not a curated record
AUGAUGUUCCUGUCGUCUCCGCCGCGCUCGGCGUCCACCCCCUACGGCGCCAGUGACCAGUUCCCGCCUUCCCAGCACAUGUACCAAGCCGUAGCCGACUUCAGUCCGCUGUACUCGCACGCGCAGCCCCAAACGCUGUCGAGUUACCGCCCUCGACGCCGCGUGACUGUCGUGCGCCGCCCUGCCGGCUGCAACCUGGUGCGGCCGUGCACGCUGGCGAGCCAGAUCACGCGCAUGCUGCUGUUCAACGGCUGCAGCGCCGCGCUGAGCGUGAUCGGGGCGCUGGUGGUGUGGACUGGGGCCGCUCUGGCCGUGGUCACCAUGCCUCUGUUCGGCUGUGUGGUGCUGGUCUUCCGUGGCCUACUGCACGUCGUCUUCUACUUGUGCUGCACGGACGCCUUCAUCUACAACGCGCUGGCUGCGUCGGCGGCGGACUGCAUCGACAUGGACUUGGCGGAGUGGGGGCCCAUGACCAGCAGCGACGAACUGCAUCCGUUGCUGCCGAUUCGAGUGCCCCCGCCGCUCGGAGGGACUAGGGGGCAGGUGUUCGAGCCGCGCCCGAGGUUCGACAGGUCGCUGGGCUCCACGUCGCCCCGGUCCGUGCUCGCGACGGUGUACUUUGGCUGCUUCAAGGUGCUCGUGGGGGCGAUGCAGCUGCUGGCGGUGGUGCUGGUGGUGGGGGUUCUCGGCUUCUUGAUCGGAGACAAGCGCGUGCCCGUGCACUUGGAUGGGCUAACGAAGCAGUACCCAUUUGCAGUGUACACGACGGCGUUCGGACUGCUGCUAGUGGCGCUGGCGAUGCUGCAUGGAGUGACGAGGGUGUCCAAGGUUGUCACGCGCUUCUUCUGCUGCGAGACGGGUCUGGUCACGCUGUCGCGGUGCCGCCAUCCUGUGUGCUUCAAGUGCCUCUCCAAGGCGUGCGCGGAAGCUCUCAAGAACGCAACGUCGGCGACGUGCUGGAAGUGCAGCAAGGAGAUCGCUCUGGACCAAGUGGAGAUUGGGCUGAGCCAUUCGGAGUACGCAAUGUACUUGGUCCGACGCAAUAAAGCGGACCCUGCGCGCGCGGACUGUGCGAGUUGCGCUGCGAAGAAAAACGUGUGCCAGCUGAGGGUUGCUCCUUGCGGACACCACUACUGCCAUCCGUGCCUUCUGCGCAUGUGUCGUCUGGCGUUGGGCGACCGCGCGCUUGUGCCUCUCCGUUGCUGCAAGAAGGAGCUGCCCCAUGACUACGUCCGUGAAUCCUUGCGGGGUGCCGCUGACUACGCUAAGUACCAGAAGCUCAUGACCGAGAAGGACUGGAAGAUAUCGGACCUCACGUCUGAUGCCGAGUACACGGCGACGGUGAAGGCGAUGGGCGCUAAGCAGUGCCCUGGAUGCGGCAUCGGCGUGCAGCGUGACUUCGGCUGCGUGCACAUGACGUGUCCAAACGGGCACCAGUUUUGCUACACGUGUUUGCAGUUCUGGGGGUCGUGCAACUGCCCGCUCAUCCCGGAAGCGGAGGUGCGUGCGAUUCUCGGCGAGUAG